AUGCGCCCCAUAGAUCGGACAACUUUUGUCAUGGAGAUGAAACGCUUCGUUAUAACUCUCAUGUUAAUUACAAUAUGCAAAGCGGGCAACAGAUCAGAUUUAUUUGAAAAACUUUUCAAGCAAUAUGAUCCAGAUGCCGGACCUUAUGACAACGCUACCAAUCCACUAGAUGUUUCAAUGUCCAUCUACUUGCAAAAGAUUCUUGAUGUCAAGGCAAGAGAUCAAACCUUCUCUUCAACAUUUUGGUUUUUCAUGUCGUGGAAAGAUGAUCGUUUGGAAUGGAAUCCUGAAAUGUAUAAAGGAAUAGACAGUAUUCAUACAACUUCCAGUAAAGUUUGGAAUCCUGCAUUUGUUUGUAUCGUUAAUGACAUAGGUAUGGAAAGUUGUUUUCGGGAAGGUUCCACAGUCACAGUCCUACACACUGGAGAAGUGAUAUUUUCCAAAUCACUCGAUGGUGCCACCCAGUGUAACAUCAACGCCAAGAAAUACCCAUUCGACGUACAGAAAUGCUCUAUUGACAUUGGAAGCGCAUUCCGAAAAUCGAAUGUAAUAUAUUUCAACCUGACUUCUUCAUAUUUCGGACUAGACUUGUAUUCAAGGAGUGAAGAAUGGGAAGUGUUGGAUACAUCGAUUUCAAAGUAUUUUACGCUAGAAAGUCGUGAUAUGAUCUUUGAAGGGCUCCAAUUUGAAAUUUUUAUCAAACGGCGGCCAACGAAUGUAAUCGUUUCUUAUUUGCUGCCUGUGUUGCUGCUGUCCAUUGUAAACCUAUGCUCUUUCGUACUACCAAUCGAAUGUGGAGAAAAGAUGGGAACCUCGGUGGCUGUUUUUCUGACAUUUGCAGUAUUCUUGACACUCCUGAGUGAAUCCUUGCCGGUUUCGGAGGACACUCCUCUUUUUACUAUUUAUCUCACGUUUCAGCUUGUACUCAGUGGACUUGUUAUCAUUAUGGAAACAUUCGUGCUGAAAUACCACGUCGACAAAAGGAAUAAUCUGGAAGUUGGCGUACUAAUAGAUGAUCUAAAUGAACCAAAAGAGAGACCCAAGAAAUCACUGCGAAACAAGAUGACCAUUAAACGCCUCGAUAACUUAAUGAUGAUUGUCUACAUCAUUUUGAAUUUGAUUUCGUUAAUUACUUUUCUUGCCGGUACUAAGCAGUAGGUGACUCUUUUUCAAACAUUUUGGAGAUCAAUCCGUUACAGAUUUAUACUUAUUAUGGAUAAAAUGUAUGAAACAGCUUUUGAUUAGCAAAUCAAUUCUUCAAACAUUAUGUGUCAAACAUUUAAGAUAUGUUGUCAUACAAAAAAUGUUUAUCAGUCUCUUUCUUGAGAAUUUUUAUA
Saccostrea echinata is the source of this 1337-nucleotide messenger RNA. Its product is annotated as neuronal acetylcholine receptor subunit alpha-3-like. The coding region runs from base 1 to 1158 and encodes 385 amino acids. Gene Ontology annotation, cellular component: membrane; synapse; neuron projection. Gene Ontology annotation, molecular function: transmembrane signaling receptor activity; neurotransmitter receptor activity; extracellular ligand-gated monoatomic ion channel activity. The record is from RefSeq and is a predicted model, not a curated record. The transcript has a single exon. Gene Ontology annotation, biological process: signal transduction; regulation of membrane potential; nervous system process. Lineage: Eukaryota; Metazoa; Mollusca; Bivalvia; Ostreida; Ostreidae.